Molecule: messenger RNA, 2129 nt
Organism: Phalaenopsis equestris
Lineage: Eukaryota; Viridiplantae; Streptophyta; Magnoliopsida; Asparagales; Orchidaceae
Product: serine/threonine-protein kinase tricorner
Exons: 13
Coding region: 180-1784 (534 amino acids)
Biological process (GO): intracellular signal transduction; peptidyl-serine phosphorylation
Molecular function (GO): protein serine/threonine kinase activity; ATP binding
Source: RefSeq, a predicted model, not a curated record
UCAGGGGACAGUCUGCCGGUCCGGCGUCCCACUCUGCUUCGUUGCCAUGUUCUGACUUCGUCCCUUUCACAUCUGGACAAGAGAGAACAAAAAUUGAGAGCGAUAUUAAGGACAAAACGGAGAAGAAGCGGGUGGAGAGAGAGAGAGAGGAGAGCUGUCGAGCGAAGAUUGGGAGAGAGAUGGAGAGGGAGAUGAAGGACGCGGGCGAGGAACGUGAGAACGGAGGGGAAGUUGCGGAGGAGGAGGAGGAGGAAACGACGGGCUCGAGCCUAACAAUGGAGAGGGUGGCUGCCGCGAAGCAGUUUAUAGAAAAUCACUACAAGGCACACAUGAAGAACAUCCAGGAACGGAAGCAAAGAAGAUGGGUCCUUGAGAGGAAGUUAGCGGAUUCACAAGUUUCGCAGGAGGAACAAAUGAAAAUAAUCAAGGACCUAGAACGAAAGGAAACAGAGUACAUGCGACUAAAGAGACAUAAGAUAUGUGUUGAUGAUUUUGAUCUACUAAACAUCAUAGGAAGAGGAGCGUUUGGAGAGGUUAGGCUUUGCCGUGAGAAGUCCACAGGUAAUAUUUAUGCAAUGAAGAAGCUUAAGAAGUCUGAAAUGCUUAGCAGAGGGCAGGUUGAACAUGUUAGAGCUGAAAGAAAUCUACUUGCUGAAGUUGCAAGCCAUUGUAUUGUAAAAUUGUACUACUCAUUUCAAGAUGCUGAUUACCUGUACCUAAUCAUGGAGUAUCUUCCUGGAGGUGACAUGAUGACUCUGCUUAUAAGAGAGGAUACCUUGACUGAAAAUAUUGCUAGAUUCUACAUCGCCCAGAGUGUUUUGGCGAUAGAGUCCAUUCAUAAACAUAAUUACAUUCAUAGAGAUAUCAAACCGGACAAUCUUCUGUUAGAUAAAAAUGGGCACAUGAAACUCUCUGAUUUUGGCCUGUGCAAGCCAAUUGACUAUAGAACUCUUUCAACUUUGAAUGAAAAUGAACCUAUUAGAGAUGAAGACCUCAGGGAAUCGAUGGACAUUGACGGUGCCUUUCCAGACACAGCCACCGGUGGCAGAUGGAGAAGCCCCCAAGAACAGCUACAGCAUUGGCAGAUAAACAGGAGAAAAUUGGCCUUUUCUACUGUAGGCACUCCAGAUUACAUUGCCCCAGAGGUGUUACUAAAGAAGGGAUAUGGCAUGGAGUGUGACUGGUUUUCAUUGGGUGCUAUAAUGUAUGAGAUGCUGAUUGGUUAUCCACCUUUCUAUUCUGAUGAUCCAAUAACAACUUGUCGAAAGAUUGUACACUGGAAAAAUCAUUUGAAGUUUCCAGAAAAUGCAAAAAUUUCUCUUGAGGCGAAAGAUCUCAUCUCUAGACUACUCUGCGAUGUUGAACAUAGGCUUGGCAGUCGGGGAGCUGACCAAAUAAAGGCUCAUCCAUGGUUUAAAGGUGUAGAAUGGGAUAAGCUGUAUGAGAUGGAUGCUGCAUUUAAACCUGAGGUUAACAGCGAGCUUGACACUCAGAACUUUCUGAAGUUUGAUGAAUUGGAUCCUCCUCCAGCAAGGACGGGUUCCGGACCCUAUAGGAAGAUGUUACUAACUCCUAAAGAUAUAAGUUUUGUCGGAUAUACCUACAAAAAUUUUGAGGCUGUCAAAGGUGUACAUCAGUCUAAAGAUAUGAAGCGAAGAAGCGCAUCACCGAAACGACACUCGAUCGAUUCCAGCUUCGGUGAAUCAAAUAUGGAAACCAGAAGGUCAGCUGAAGAACCAACAGAGAGGAAGAUAAUUUCAUCAGGUGAUGCAAUGUCUCCUUAAAUCUACAUGGCAUUGGGAGUGAAUGACCUCCUUAUUUUAGUUAAGGUUAGCCCCAUGUCAAUAAAGCUGCCAUUUUGUAGAACAAUUAUAUAAUUAUUUAGGUGUACAGAGCAAUGUGUUUAAGGAUGAGCAGAGUUCUCUGGUCCUUGUAUAACUGAAUUUUAGUGUGGUGGUUAUUGUAAAACUAACUGCCCAGGUUGGCAUUGCAAUUAACUUGCCUUCUCUUGUGGCAGUUUAUGGCCGCAUUUUUGUGGGAUAAUGACAACAAGACUAUUAUAUGUUUAUUGUCAUUGUCAUUUAUCAAGGAAUUGUGUUUGGAAAAAUUAGGGGCAUUUGCAUGUAUAC